Messenger RNA from Spirometra erinaceieuropaei, 21489 nucleotides. NCBI's taxonomy places the organism in Eukaryota, Metazoa, Platyhelminthes, Cestoda, Diphyllobothriidea, Diphyllobothriidae. The record is from the annotation of a GenBank genome assembly.
AUGAUAAGGAACAACAAAACACCUCGCGAUCUUGCCAUAUUGGCUUCCUUGAAGACACAGCCCAUGGACCUCCGAAGGCCCGACAGGUAUGUGUGCUAUUCUAUCGCGUACGGAAAAUUUCAGAGCAACAGUGGUGCAUAUAGUAUUCAUUAAAUUACCUUCGAGAAAAUAGUGCUGCUAUUGAUUUCAAUAUGAAUUGGCUGGGAGUGAAAUGCAGAAUGUCAAAUUUCCCUUAUGUGUAUUCCUGCGAUCAAAAUCUGCAUGGUGGUUUACGACACGAGACACAUGUUUGUCAUAUGUCACCAGCACUGCAGCGGCCGAAUACAUUGAGGGUAGCACACUGGAGGUGACGUGGAGCAAUAUAUAUAACUCUUGACUAAUACUGAUUUGAAGGGAGUUGUUAAACGGGUCAUCGAUGUUACCCAAAAUGGGAGUAAGAAAAGUAAUAUAUGUAUAUAUAUGUAUAUUGGUAUAUGGGUAUAUAUUGGGAUAUUUACCCUGCUAGCAAUAGCCCCGCCUAGCCCCGGGGGCUAGAGGGCGCUCACCGAUCGUUCAUUCGGAACUCACUCGUUCCGUUGUGCCUUAAGGGCUAAGCGGGCGAUCCGUCUGGAUGGCGAGGUGAUACCAAUAUAUCAAACAACCGGUGGGAAGUGCAACGCUGUCGGAAACUGCGGGGUUGGGCCGUGGAAAGUGCCGACGUGAAAUGGGAAAUACGGUACGUUAACUGCGGUAAAGGUGGGAAGGAGGUCGGAGAGGAUGUUAGGACAGAACGCCGGCUAUUUUCGCCAACACGCGGUCACACCAUCUUCAUCCUCGAUCUGCGUUCCUAGUGUCAUUUCAUUCGAACAACUCUGCACAGUUCUGGGGACGGCACGAUUGUUCUUACAGCCUAACCUGACGUACAUGGCUAGGCAGUGCGCAGAGCUAUGAUGAGCGAUGACGUCAGGGAUAUAACUAUAGAAAGUAGUUUUAUCGAGUUUUUAGUAGUAAUAUGAAGGAGUUAACGAGAACGUGUUAUUUUAUUAUCGAUUUGUUGAAGUUUUGACAAGCUUAUUAUAAUUCGCUCGGGUUUGCUAUCGCUCUUUUACUGCAGUUUCGACUGGCUCUAACAUUAUAUAUCCAGCCAUAUUGGUGAGCCCAAAGGGAAGUUUUACUUAAGAUCGGGUGAAGUGAGAUAAUUGUCAAGAACGAUUUCAUGGAGUGGUUUAAAUUGCGACGUGCGAGAAAACGUAAGUUUGACCUUAGUAUGCGGCGAUGACAGUGGUUUUUGGUUUGCCUAGUUGCCUGUUCAUAUCAGACUUUUAACUUUUUAUUGGUAUAUUGGUAUAUUUACAGUCAGAACGACCUUUGCUACUCCUAAAUUUUAGUUAGCAAUUUGGUCAUAUUAGUUGAUUUGGCACUGCAUGUCUCAGUUGUUUUACCCCUUUAUUCCUAUAGCAUCCCUCGCAUCCUUUAUUUGUUGUUAAUGAGAGGCUUAACCUGACUAGAGCAGCUAUCGAUUUGAAACACAAUUUGACUUUGGUUUAGCUUCUGUUUUCCAUCACUAUGUCUGUUAUAACUUCUGAAGCGUUUGACUUGUGACUGACGAUUUGUGCGAGGCUUUUAACUUGUACCACUACACUUGUAGAUAUGACGGGCAAUAUUACUAUAUGCGCGACUUCUGGGAGUUUCUCCAAACUUUUCUUUUCUUACUUGAUUAGUCUUCACGUCCUUGGUUUUCUGUGCCCAGUCUGAUUAUUUUUGAAUAAUCGCCGUCGCACACCGAGUAACCAGGCCUUUUUACCGUUCGUUCCUUCCUGUUUCUCUAACAUUUCAAUUCAGAUACACAACAUUUAAGUCAACCGUAGUUUCAUUUGCAAUUUCAUCACAGCACUUGCCCUUUUAUCAGUUUUAGCAGUACUCCUGAUAUACUUGUGUUCAGUGGGAUUUCUAUGGCUGGGUUGUUGCAGUCCUCAGCAGACCGUGCCUGAAAAGGCCUGUUUUGAAAGAGUUACUCCAUGUUCGCGCAUUAAUUUCCUCGGAAAUUAAACAAGGCAAGACCUUAUUUUGCCUUUGCAUGCGGUUUUAUUGCUUUUCGACCGAUAGCAUUAUUGUUGGCGUAUCGUUGCCGAACAUUAUGGAUGCUUGCAUCAUCAGUCCACAUAAACAAGACACACGCCUCGCCCGUGGCACGUCGCAUUUGAAUUCAAAUUCGCCCGAAUUAUCUUACUGGUACAGCGAUCAGAUAGUUUUCAUUAGUAUCCCCUAUGUGUCAUAUACCCUUAAAUCAGCAAACGGUGGUUACAGGUGUUUACCGCUCACUUUACGUAGCGUUAGAGUGACCCACCAAACCAGUCAUCGAAAGAAAUUAAGAGUAAAAAUGCGAUACUACGUAUUACUAAAACGGGACAAGGGAGACUUGGCGCUGACGUUUAUCGCGUGAGGGAUAAACCUAUAUGCGAAAAUAUGAAAUUCUCCUAAUAUUGGUCCUUUUACAAUGCGUUUAUACAUCUCGUGACCUAUAGGAGAAAGGUCACGCACCUCGCAUAAAAACCCUUAUACAACACAGGCCGUCUACCUCGCGUCCACGAAAGUUAUGCUACGUUAAAUCAAAACCCCCUUCCUCGAAAGAAGGCAUAGUUUAGUUUGUUAAUUAUUAUUUAUUAACUCUCCAAAUUUGAGGACCAUCCGAACCGUCAGGCGCCGACAGUUCUCGAAAUUUGUCGUUACAGUGUGUUCUCGGGGGACGUUCUUCCCACAUAUGAGCACCUGGGUCGACUUCGGAGGCUCUUCUUACAAUGGGACCUCAUCACACAAAAAUCCUCUUCCUGAAUGAACGUAUAUGACCAACAUACUCUUGAGCAAGUAUAGAAUGUCCUCUGAUAAGUCCCUACUUUAAAAUAUUCUUGUGAUAGCGUUUGCUGGUGGAGGCAGAAUUCCUUCAUCCUUUUUCUAAUCAUUCGCAGAGGGAACAUUGGUCAGUUUUCCCUGUGGAUGGUUUUGAGGGAUGUAUGACGGCAUUUUUUAGUGCACGACAAAUAAAAUCGUCGUUUUGCUUGCUUGUGACCCUUUUUGGUCAACCUUGGUUACUUCUAGGCUUUGUUUAUUAUUAAUAGUUCUCCAUAGAUUAACCUGGCUGAUAAUCAAAAUAUUAGCUGGCGUCUAACGCAGCAGCCGAAGGGCUGCCGAUUUCCAUAUCUGCACCAAAUCAACGCCCGAUAGGAACUGCUUUGACAUCUUUGUCGCAUGGCGUGACACAGAAAAGUGACAGCAUGUAGCGGAUACUCGAUAUAUAUUUGUUGACGCCUUAUUUUUCGCGGUGUGGUAGAGCAAAGUACCGCCAAACAAGUUUAUUACUGCGUUUUGCCACAAAACACGGCAAAUUUGCAAAAAAAUAAUCUUAGAAACUGAGUUCUCCCCUUGUUUCUUGGAAACAAUUACAAUUUCUCAUACUCGAUUUCACCUGACAUUGCUUGACACAAAAAUCCGACUUUUCAGUUUCAGAAUGGAUUUAUUUGAGACAUUUCAUGUCAUUUUAAGUGUUCUUAUACAGAAUAACGCGCACAACCAAGAGAUUUUGAGUUGUAGUAUUCAGUAGCAUAGGAGAUUACUCAAAUGUCAGGAAAUGUCCGAUUUCGUCUAAACCUAGCAUGCUUUUCCCCAUACAACGGAUUCGAAAUAAAUUCUUCCUCAGUAAAAGGCUUUAUGCGCAUCGAAUCUAUCCAACAAGCAUAAAUAACAACGCCAACUGUAUGCAGUAACACCUAUUUACAUUUCGAUCACGACAUUCAACGAAUUACAUCAUCCACUGUAUGUUGGGGGCGAUCGCAUCGUCUGAAGAUGGGAAGUGUAAGUGAAGAUUUAUGCGACACAAACAGGUACUGUACUUUAUUCCCAUAAAUUGCUCUCAUGACAUAGUGGAUGGAGCAUCGUCUUGUUCAACAGUGUACGGGUUCGAGUUCCCGCUUUGCGAUUCUCUGUUAGCCAUACCUGUUGAUUUGUACAAAAUUAGAAACUCCUUGUCAUUUUGGGUAUGUUCUGCAAUCACACCGGAAACCUCGCUCAAGGCAAUGCCCUCGGAUGUUAGCUUGCAUAACUUUUGUUUCUCAUUCUAGCUGGUCAACGAGUCUAGGCUGUCCCUUUAUUGACAUGAAAUUACUUUCGUGCUUUUCCUGACUGAGUGGAACCUUGAUCCCUUUAGACCUAGUUUGGCUCCCUGACGGUCUCCGUGAGUUUAACUUCAUUAACGGUUUGUAUGUGGAAGUUGCACCGGGACAUUCACGCUCGAUUUGGGUUCUACAAGGAGCCUUCGUGGUCACUGUAAUUUUUUCUGUGUACUGACGCCAAAAUAUUUCGUUUUCUUGAAUAUGUUGGAUUAUUUAUUUCCGAUUUUAUCCGGAGUUGUCUUCUUCAUUGUCCAGCUUCUAAAUUGUGAAACUAACGCGACUAAAUGUAAUUGACCUUAUUUUCCAUAACUUUAUGGUAUUGUUAAAUGUUACUUGCAUUGAGCCUUCAUACAAGACUAAGGGUGGCGAUAUCAACCUUUUACACAUUUUUGGUGUGUUAAAUACUCCACACUAGUAGCCGAUGUUUCUUAACUUCAUGAGCCCCGUUUGACUGGAGUUUUAAUGAACGUAUUUUGUUAUAGACCUUCCCCAUCCGAACUCAACAUUUGCAUUUGCAGAGCCAGUGUAGACUGGUUUUUCUGCUCGGAAUUUCACAGUUCAGUUAGUCAGUCACUAACGAGAUUGUAAAAUAUAGUAUUCAUUUGUAGAAAGUUAAAACGCGGCAUAUGCAGUUCCGGACACAUGGAACUGGACGCCCACUUCUCAUUGCGUGCUUUUUUGUAACUCCAGCUACAUGAGAAGUUCUUAUGCGACCGCCUUCUCUUCUUUGGGCUCCAGUCUAUUGUGGGAUCCAUAUCUGACCGUAAUCCAUUGAUUCCUAGUAAUCUCUCCUCUGUCUUCGCCCGAUACUAACGGGAGUUUAAACCAUGCUGACAGCAAGUUUCACCGUCACGCACACUCUUCAUGACAGUUUCUGUUUUUUUGAGUUACAAGUGAAUGCCUCUUUUGAUUAGAUAGUAUUCCACCAGACAAACUACUCAAUUCCCAUCUUCUCUUGCAUUUUAACCGCAUAACAGCAGUCCAUGUUUUUCGUAGAUCUAACACCGUUUCGUAGUAAACCACCCUUUGGUUCUGUCAACAUUCAUUCCGCCUUCUGACUGCUCUCGCCCUUCCACCAUGAUCACGUUACGCAUAGUUGCAGUAAUCUUCCGUCAUCUGACUCACAAUUCGACCGGACAUUUAUGCAGUCUGUUUUUGCCCGGUUUGUCGUUCUUGUUUCUUGUACGACUUCUGAGACGCAUCCUCCACCUCUUCUUGUUCUUGUUUUCCUUCAGAGUCUUCAUUAUGCGAGGCAAACUUUUGCAGUUAGACAGGUCGUCUCUUAACAUGGUGCAUAAUUACAUUCGCCGGAAGUUGGCCGACCUAGGUCGUCUAGAGGAAGCGCUCACAAAGAGCGAAAAAGCAAAUCUUCGGGGUAAGUCACUUCUCUGUCUUCUCAGACGAAUUAAGAUUUUUUUCGGAAACCGGAAACAUUUCUGUUAUGUUUAGUAGGCCCAGCGGUACUUGCCGGUUUAGGCCUGGGGGCCACAGUACGGACUCAGUGCACCUUUUCUAGUUAAUCAUAUGUCUUUGUUCGGCCAGUGCCUGGAGCACCAACCUACACCCACCGCAAUCGCCUUCACUGCCCACACUGCCCUCGCACCUUCAGGCAUCGCAUGGGCCUAUUCGGCCACAUGCGCAUCCACGAGAGCGGAAUUGACCGCAACUCUGACACACCCCCGACACCCAGCACAUCCACCACACCCAGUCUCACCCUCGCUCCAUUGCCCUGUGCGCCCAUCACUACCACCAUCAUCACCGCCUCCUCCGUAGCUGACACUGACGCCGCCGACAUCACAUGCCCACACUGUUCACGCACAUUAACCUCACGCAUCGGCCUGGUCGGUCACUUGCGAAUCCAUUGCACAGAGACUGGCGAACCAGUGCCUGGAGCACCAACGUAUACCCACCACGCUCGACUUAACUGCCCACACUGCCCUCGCGCCUUCAGGCAUCGCAUGGGCCUAUUCGGCCACAUGCGCAUCCACGAGAGCGGCAAUGACCGCACUCCCGACACACACACCACAUCCACCGUGCGCACCCCCACACCCGCUCCAUCCGUCCGCGCCACCACCGCCUCCUCUGUAGCUGACACUGACACCGCCGACUUCUCAUGCCCACAGUGUUCACGCACAUUCACCUCACGCAUCAGCCUGGUCGGUCACUUACGAAUCCAUCGCACAGAGACUGGCGAGCCAGUGCCUGGAGCACCAAACUAUACCCACCACGCUCGACUCAACUGCCCACACUGCCCUCGCACCUUCAGGCAUCGCAUGGGCCUAUUCGGCCACAUGCGCAUCCACGGCGACCUGCGGUAGACAACCGCCGGCCACACCACACAUUCACUCACUCCCUGUCUCCCACCACCACCACCACCACCCCACGAGAUAUCAACACUCAUACACCUCAUACACCCAACUGCCACCUCCCACGCAAGUGGGAAGUGUGCAUCUCGACUCGGUCCCCAUGCGGCUUCGGCUGCACGGGUGACUUGAGUCCGAGACUAUCCCGACACGUCAAGCGUCAUAGAUAGGAAGGUUGCUGGUUGACGCCUGCUCUCGGUUCACGCAGUUCGUCGCGUUGUGUGUGUGUGUGUGUGUGUGUGUGUGUGUGUGUUGUGUGGAGUGGCGGACUCGUGGGCUCGGGACGGGCUGAAACAGCACCUUCCACGGCACUCUCACGCAAGUGAGAGACACGCCGUUCAAGCCCCGUUGUGUGAAAUCCUAGUGUUGUGUGUAUGGGGGGCCAGGUCGUGCCGUGGCGCGCGCAGUCAUGGUCAGUCGACCAUGACAGCCACCGCGCCCAUUUCCCACUCCAGUCUGCUGACCGGCUCGGACAGCGGCUGGGGUGUGGGAAUGGGAAGGGAGAGUGAGGUCGACGACUCAGCGCACUUUCUCCUCACUAUAAACAAUCUGACGCGCUUGAAGCUAUCAUGGUGCGCUAAAAGCCGUGGCUUGGAAGGUUGGCAACUGACGGCGUAACUUGGACCUCCUCCUUGACGGGAGGCUGUCUGAGAGUCAGGCUGCAAUGGCUCCUUUUUAAUGUGGCCUUUAUGGCACUCCCACCACAGUGUGGGAUCCGAGCCAGGCGUUGACGGCACGCCUAGGUGCGGCUUCGGUCGUGCCGGCCUCUAUUGUCUGUUGUGCUGGUUAAAAUCCUGGUUAUUUGUUGUGUGGACCAGGGGGUGUGGUGGAACGCUAAGGUGAGGAUCCGUCCGAGCCCUCCACCUGCGGCCUCCCUCGUCUCCGGUCUUCUUGACUCUGUCUUGACACCGGGUUCAGGCGGGGGAGGAGGAGAGAGUGUAGGUAGAUGCAGCGCAAAUCUACUGGCUUUAUAAACCCCUGCGCAAGUCACCGUCCCUGCUCUCACCGCUGCUGCAGCUGUGGGGCACACGGUGGACAUCAUCGAAAUCGAUGGUCGAUCUGUCAUGUCUUUGUUCGGCAGACCGAACACAUGGGAGUCAAAAACGGCAUAUUUUUAACGAUCAUAUUUUGCCAAGUGUGAUUAAACAGCUGUCUCGCGAAAAGUAUUUAGGAAUUGUUGUCUGUGCAAUUUGCAGAUCGUUAAAACUGACAAACUGUUCAAGGACACUGAAACAUGUCCGUGAUAUCUGAUUGUUUCAUGUAGUUUGAACACGGCUGUCGAGGACAAGUGGUGGAAAAUUUAGUGUACACAUACCGUCUAAAAGUGCUCCUCCCGAAUGACGUCGAGCUUGUGCCCCCAAAUACUUACGCUUGGUAGGGAAAUUGUGUAUUCGAUAACGACCUGAGAUGAAAACGAUGGAGGUAGUUAUCGUACACCUUCGUAUAUUACACCUACCUUCUCCAUCGCGUGCCGCCACCACGUCGUCAAUCCUCUGUGGCACACUUUCGGUCAACGGAUUAACGAGUUCAAGGGGUAUUCUAUCCCAGCUUAUGAUUGCAGCAACUUUUGAGCAUCUCAAGUUGGGCAUAGACCCUAACUGGUUGAUGUCUAUCUUAAAACAGUCUUAGAUUCCCAAUGCGAUUCGGGUCUACUGAUCAUGCCGCUCACGGGAAGGUUCGUAUCCCGUUGGUCUUUUUGAAGGAUCGUGCAAUCCUCGCUGGAUGAAGAGCCGCGUUGUGGUCUUGUGACACAAAAUUCCUCAGUUCUCUUAUGAAUGACAAUAGAUGGCUCUCGGCAUCCGAAAGUUUUAUUCGCCGCCGGCAUUUCAGCGUAGAGUCGUCAGUCCACUUUUGCUACAUGUCCAUAUUGUCUUUCACGCAUGCAGUGGCCAUCCGCCCCGGGCAAUUGGUGAGAUACACUUCACCACAGACUCCUCGUUGUUUGCUAUGUUCUUCUUGGUUGCGCUCCUAAACCGCAUGGCGGUUAAGAAAGUUUGACCGACUAUACCUACGUAAAAUAUGUUUCACACGUUUAAUAGCAGUAGCCAGCAGACAGUGAAGACUUGAAAGUUUAUGAUGUGUUCGGAGCAGGUUGUCGAGAGUGGUCAGUUUGCUAGGAAGACCGAACCAAAGGCACGCGUUGGAGAGCGCGUGAGUUGCUAUGCGGUUCGUGUUUCCGACAGGUUAGUAUCGGCAUAAGAACGAGAUUGGCCGAGUCAACAGUGUGUUAAUGCGUGCAGUUAGUUGGUCCGUUGUCGUACGACUACGAGCCUCACCUGUUAACGGACAUGAGAUGGCGCCUGCUUGUGGAUGUUGCCGUAACUCGAGGCUGGACAAGGCCUGCUCAAGAUGCAGACUGAAGAGUGGUUGUGGAUUAGUGGCGCGCCUGCCGUAGGGCCUGAAUGUUCGUACGGCAUGCCAGUCACCAACCGGAAGCCGGGACACUAGAGAGGGUUUUAUAUGACCGGAUCAAGGGUGGGCCCUUAGUUGUCCGUAUAAUUCAUCGACCAUGAGAAAACGCUCCCUGGAAUUAGUGCCUGUCAGCUUGAAGUAGACAGUUUCAAAUAUCUCAGGUGAUGCUGCUGCCGAAUGGACAGAGUGAGGACGCAUUGCCUCCCGAAUCGUUGUUGCUCCUCGGGUUUUUUUCAAGCCUUAGAAAAUGCCUAUGUAUCCGACGUGACAUCUCCAUCGCCUCAAAGAUUCGCCUGUACCUGCACCUAUGCUGUCGGUCCUUCUCUAGGGUUGCGAGUGCGGAGCUGUGCGCGUGGAAGACGGGUAAAAAUUGGAGGUAUUUUGCCACCACUGCUUGAGGACAAUCCCUCGAGUGAAGUAAACUGAUCUCUUCUCAAAUAAGACAGCCCGCACUCGCUGCGACAACAUUGCAGGGAUAUCCCAGGCCAUUUAAGAAAGACUGAGUUGGUUUUGGCACAUCUUUCGUCGUUUAAAUCACAAGCUCGAUGUUGCCUUCCUCGAUCCGGCACCGUUGCCCACUUGAAGGUGCCGAAGAGGGAACCAAUUCAAACCUGGCUUGAAACAGUCCGUCAAGACAUGGAAGUGGUUUUUGGGCCUUCGGUACCCGGUCUUCGUCGCUGUCAAGGAGAACGGGUUAAGCUGCUCAGAGGUGCUACCGCGGAUCGUCACACAUAGUGGGGUACAGUUCGUGGGACCAUCGAGACUGACCAGACCAAUCAUGAUCGCAGCCGUACCGAGUACAAGUAAUUAGGGGCAACUGUUUAUACCACGUUCACGAUGAAUAACUGAGCUUGCUAAAGGCUCGUCCAAGCUACGGAGUCCAUGCUUUCUUCUCUCCGCUUUAUAUCUAUGCUUUCAAAGUUGUCAUGCUAUUCGACAGAAGAAAACAGUGGGCAGGGCGGUUGAUACAUGGAUAGUCAAAUGUUUUGGUACGGCUGACAGUUCGACCGUCUCGGGCGACAGUGUCCACCGUUGCCUUAUAAGGUUGGCCCAGUCCUGGUCAUUGUACUUUGUGGACCAGGGGGUCUAGUGGUUCGCCUAGGUGCGGGUUUUCGCCGUGCCGGCCACACGCGUCCUCUCCCACCUCCGCUCGUCUUGACAACGGGCCCAGGUGGGGGAGGAGGAGAGAGUGCGGUACAUGUUGCGCACCCGCAAGUCACCGUCCUUGCCCUCACCCUGCUCUGGACUACAUGGCGGACGUAGUCGGUCAUGAUGGUCGAACUGUCAUGUGUGCUGGUAAAGCAAGGCGUUAUAGUGGGUCCUGUACUGUGUUGCUUCACUGUUGAUUGUCAUGGAUACGCCCGUGACUGAAUAGGCCCAUAAGAUGUUUGAAUGCCCCUGGGCAGUGUGGGCAGGAGAGGCGUGUGACGGGUCUACAUUGGGACUCCAGGCACUGGUUCGCCGGUCGCGGUGUGGCGAAUUCGCAGGUGACAGAACAAGCCGAUGCCCAAUUCGAAUGCAUGGUUGCAGUGAGGGCAGGUAGAAGUUGAGUUCGCAUUACAGGUGGACGGGUGGGCAGGGGUGUCCUCACCAGUGUGAGUGGUGCCAUCCAUCACCACCUCUCUCACCACCAACAGUGCGGACUCGACUCUAACGUGUCCUCAUUGCGAUCACACCUUCACAACACACAUCGGCCUGGUCGGUCACCUGAUACUCCAUCGCACUGAGCCUGGCGAACCUAUGUACACCACACACGAGCCUGCGUCACAACACCCAACACAGAACAGAACAUGCGAUACUCACGUCUGUAGGUAGCAUGUCCUUUGACACAACCUGGUGCCUGACCAGGUAGCGUGGCACACGUGGAUGGGCUGUUACAGACCUGUCAGCCUUUGCGCCCAAUUUCAUCACUAGAUGGUUGACAGGUUCUGGCAGUCGACGAGUACGCUGUGUAGGGAAGAGUGAGGCCGAUCCUGGGGAUCCCAUCCUCACCUCAUUCCUGUCGUUCUGUCGCUCUUGAAUCUAUCACGACAUGUUAAUAGUUGUGACUUAGAAGGUUGCCAACGGACAGGCUAACUCAGUCCUCCCAAGGACGGAGAAUCAGGGCCAAUGACCCUUCUCCGCGUGGCUUUUAUCGCACUCUCACAUGUGCGGCCUAAGCUGAAUUUUCUCGCCAAAGCACGGCAUAUUAAGCGGGGACCAGGUUUUGUGUGGCUUACGUGGAUGGGCCGUUUAGCUUCGUGAGCCACUGCGCUCGACCAAGAGCGUGAUUGGUUAGGUAUCGAAGUUAAGCUGAUGUUCGCAGUGCGCACACCAGCGCUCUACCUUGGCCGAAUUGUCAGCAAUAAAGCCGCCGUUCACGUUACGAACAUAGUCGCUCAGUGUCGAUGGCUUGCCACUAACCUGGUAGAUAAUUUGGUACAGUUUUCGAGUGUCACCAACGUUUGAGGCCUGCUCGAUGGAGGUUUCUAUUUCAGCCCAAUAUUUCUUCCGGUCAUCCCUGGUCGACUUUUCCGUCAUCUUUCGGAGCCGUCAGAAGGAAUCAUCAUUAUAGGGCCUCGCUCGGGUCGUCUAAGCAGACAACUGCUGGAUUCCUUCGUUGAUUCAGUCACCGCAGCGUCGUGACUUAGUUUGAAGUGAUAGUGGACUUUCUUGGAAUUUACCGCACUCCCAUCACGCACCUGGAUCCGAUGUAAAGAUAGAGCCUGGAAGACCAGAGGCAGGAGAGGACUCAGGUGGCUGGACGACGGGAGCCCACACCUAGGCGCGUCACCACACCGUGGUCCGCGCACAAAGGGGCAGGUUUUCACCAGAACAAUAAGUGGACUGCUCGGAUCUCAACUGAGUGAUAGUGCUACAGAGGCCACGUUAAGAGGUCAUUGCAGCCUGACACUACGUCCCGCGAGGACCGCGUUAUCCCGUCUGUUGGCAGCCUUCCAGGCCCCGUUUUUAGGGCACUGCGAUAGUUUAAAAGCGUGUCAGAUUGUUUAUAGUGGGGAAUAUGCGCUGAGUGCCAUGGGAACGGAAUCUCCAAAGUCGACUUCACUCUCUCUUUCCUCUCUCGUGCGCCAGUCGAUUUUACAAACCGAUCGAUCAACUGAUGCUGAGAUUCGAUACAGUGACUGACGGCUGAAAACAGCACAUCGUCGCGUACCACACGAGACCUGGUUUUCCACACAACAUACCAAGAUUCCACGCAAAGCGCGGUGGAUUGCAUAGAUCUCACAUGUGUUAGAGUGCCAUGGAGAAGCAGCCGAAGAUUGGAAGUGUCUGUUUUGUCCCUACGAUGGGUGAUGCAGGACGGGUUCGUGUGGGGUGUAUGUAGUGGUAAUGGACGCAUGGUGGGGUCUGGUCUACGAUGGUUUACCGCAAAUUAGCAUGAAAGUGCAUGUGACCAAGUAUGCACAUGUGGUGGUUGAAUAUACGUGGGCAGUGUGGACAUUUAAAGCAGUGACGACGGAGUAUGUUGGGGCUCCUGGCACUGGUACGGUGGUCUUGGCACGAUGGAUUUGCGAGUGACCGAUCAGUCCGAUGCGUGAUGUAAACGUGCGAUUGCAAUAAAGUCAGGUGAGGGUCGACUCCGCAUUGCUGGUGGUGAGUCUGUGGCGGUCAAGGUGAUGCUUGACAGGGCGAGUGGGAGAGACAGCGCGAGCGUGGGAGAGACUGUAGUCAUCGUUGCCGUCGUCUUGAAGAGUUUGUGGCAGGGAUGAUGAAGGUGGCGAUGACCGACGACCACAGGCAUCAGGAGUGUUAUCACCAGUGACGGAGAUGGUCGCCGUCGUGGACGUCCUAGGGGUUAGUGCAAGGGUGACAAUGGAAACAUUUACGGAGGCAGCAGGUGGAGUUGUCACUUUGUCGUUGCAUUUUGUCUGGAGAUGUCUAACGUCGCCGAUCCGCGCGCUAAGUGUCUGUCGAAAGCGCUGUAAUGUUGCGGAAAGUUAGGUGUCACAUCUGCGGGUCGAAGACGCUUGUGGCAUGCGAGCCGCUCUUUUGGCCUUGACAGCGGCGAUCCGGUUGGCUCCGUAGAUUGCUGCCCCAGUCUUCACUGCCGAUAGGUCUUGGGCGAGGUUCUCCCAAGUCUCUGGGUUAAUGUGCAGUUGCCUGAGGGAUGUUUUCAGGGUGUCCUCGUAGCGUCCUUUUGGCCGCCUUGUCGACGAGCAUCUGUAGCGAAGUCACCGUAGAAGAGUCGCUUGGGUAGGCGCUCGUCAUCCAACCUCGCGAGAUGGUCCCCUCCAACGCAGCUGAAUUUGCCUCAGCAUGGCGUGGAUUCUGAGGAUUUCGGUCCUUUUAAGGUCUUCUGUGCACGAAAUCCUGUCAUGUCACCUCAGCAUCAGUAUUCUCCGGAGCAGCUGGGGUGGAAGUGGUUAGAUUUCUGCGCUUGUUUCUCGUAGACCGUCCCUGUCUCCUCUCCAUAUAGCUGUGUUGCCACGAUGACGACUUUGUGCAUUUUCGGUUUGGUGUUGAGAUGGAGGCCAUAGCGAUUCCACACUGAGUCCUGCAACCGACCGAAGGCCUAGUUAGCCUUAGUGGUCUGGUGGGCCACUUCUUCGUAAUUUUUUAUACUACAUGAGAGUCUGCUGCCUAACUAGGCAGAGUUGUCCACAGUUCUGAGUUGGGUAUCGUGUACGGUGACGCGAAGGUCGUUGUAUUCAGUUUUAGGCUACCGCUGAUGCAUGAACACCGUUUAGUCUGCUUUGAUAGUCAGUUCGAAGUGCGCACAGUCGGCAGCGAAAAGGCCUAUGCCGCGUUGCACAUCCGAUUUUGCGCGGUCAUCUGCAAAGAGCAAGUCAUAAACAGCAGUCGUGGAGAGAUUCGUUUCGGCGUUGGGUAUUGAGAAGCUGGCUGUCGAUCCUGUAAACGAUGCUGAUCCCAGGACCCUCAUCACGGUAGUCAUCCAUCAACAUUGCAGACAACAUAAGACUGAAGAGGGCGGGAGCGGAUACGCAGCCUCCCUUCAUUUCUCACUUCGAAUGCGUCUGAGACUGACCCAUCGUCCUUGACGUGCGCCUUCCCGCUGUGAAACCCACAUUACGUGCAAGUCGCUCAAGACAACCCAAUUUCUGCAUCAUUUUCCAGAGUCCAUCGCGAUUUCACUUUCUCGAAGACUUUCUUCAGGUCUACGAAGGCCGUUGGCGGGCCGCGAAGAUCAUGUUGGUUGUUCCGCGUUGUCGUUAGGAGUCACACAGGCUUUCAGAAGAAGUCCGCGUUCCAAAUGGCCGCUGAGACGGUUGAGAAGAUCGAAGAUCGAAGAUCUUUCCGGCAAUAUUGAGCUGCAAGAUUCCCAUUCGAUUAUCACAGAGUUGCCUGUUCCCGUCCGACUAGUAAAGAUGGAUGAUGGUCGCGUCCAUGAAAUCUGAUGGAACUUGUCCCUUACUUCAGAUAUCCUGGAACAGUGGCGUGAGUUUGUCCAUCAGUCAGGGAGCCGCCGUGUUUGUUGACUUCAGUCGCGAUGGGGUCGGAUCCACGUGCUUUCUCGCUGGAGGUCUGUUGCAUGGCUUUGGUUGUUUCUGGGAGGGAAAGCGGAUGGAACAUACCGUCAUUGGUUUCCAAUUGUGGGAGUCGGUCGAUGUCAGCGUCGAAUAUCGUGGAUGGGCGGUUUGGGACGGUUCUGAAGUACUCGGUCCAGCGCUUCAGAAUAUGCGAUUUUUCCGUCAAGAGUUUGGUUCUAUCGGAGCUGAGUAGGGGCGUGAUUGCAUGUAUGCAAGGACCGUAGAUUUCCAUGAUGGAGGCGGAUAAAUGCUUCCUUCCCUGGCGCUCCGCAUACACCUGGAUUUCUUUGGCUUUGCGUGCCAUCCAGGCGCCCCACCUCUUCUCCAGUCGUUGCUGCACUAGGCGGCGACGUCUGAUAAAGGUCGUUUUGCUUGUCUCCGCCCGUUUAUGUAGGUUUUGUGCAGUCUGUGCUUCUGGGCGAGUGGAUUUUAGGUUUAUGUGCCGUCGUCAGAGCAGUCUUGGUGUCGACGAUGUGCAUGAUGGAGGACUUACAGAGCGGUAAAGUGGGUCACGUUCCGUAGUUAACAUAACCGUGCAUCCACGGCGAUAUUGUCGCCCGCAGCCUGCAAUUCUUCCGGUCACCGAGCCAAUUGAUUGCUGAAAUCGAAGUGGUGGGCAGGAAGAUUCAAAAGAAUAGCAUCUAACUUGCCAAGUAAGCGUCUGACCCUCACUGUUGUGGCUAGGAACUCGAUCCCAUUCUGUCCGCCCGCCAGCUUGCUACUGACGACAAUGAACUUUGUCAUAGAGCACAUACCAUGUAUAAUACAUAAGCAGCCUAUGACGUACUGAUGGUUAGUAACGACCGUGAAACAACUAUCUGCGUCUGGUCUGUUGCACCCUUAGUGAGCUGCUUAAGCAUUUAACUUACCUGUGGUCUCCAACCUUGUGGUCUCCUGCUAGGUUGAAGUCUGGGCCUCAUUUUGAGAUGAGGCGGUAAUCGGCCCAGCCGCAGCUUUUGCAGAUCGCCUUGAUCACUAGUACGUCUUUUCGAUCUCGCCUCCUGGCAAGAACGUAGUCCAGCAGGUGUCAGGGCUGCGAUCGUGAAUGCUUUCGGGUUACCUCCCACAUAGGAAGGUGUUGGUGAGGAGGAGGCGGUGUUCUGCGAAGGCUCAACGAAAGUGGUUGUUAUCGUUUCAGCCGCGGAGUCCAUGAGGCCCAGCACUCCCAGACACUGGUCAGUCCCGACGCGGGCAUUUAAGUCAUCAAGGACAACCACCUUGUCUGCCUUCAACAUAGUCGCCAGGAGGGUGUGCAGUUCUUUGUAAAACUUGUUCCUCACCUCUUCGGAUUCGAUUGUUGGGGGAGUGUACACGCUGACGACGGUGGCGAAUUCGGUUCCCCGAAGAGGCAGGCUCAAGAUCAUGGGCCGGUCGUUGACGCCCUGCGGCAGACAGGGCAGUCGUGCCACGGGAUCCUUCCGGAUGUCAGAGGCGACGCCGGCAUCGCGCCGCCCUGCCUUUGGGUGGCUGCCCCAGAAGAAGGUUUAACCAGUGCCCUCCUGCAGUUGGCCUUGUUGGGAGAAUUGGAGGUCGCUAAAAGCAGCGAGCUUCACCUUGUUGCGGGCCAGUUCCCGACCGGCUAUCGCUGUCCUCCUUUUUACCCAGUUGUCCCUCGGAUUGUCUAAAAUAGAACGAACAUUUCAGGCUGUCAAAGUGAGCGGAGUGACUAGCAGCCUGUGAUAUAAUGCAGAAGAAAGGGCGACGAGGAUUGUCGUUGUUUAUGUUGCCUGCCCUUGAUUUGUCUGUGCGUUGAACUCGACAGUUCGACCGUCGAUUUCGACGAUGUCCACCGUGUGCCCCACAGACUGCAUGGUGGGAGCAGGGACGGCGACUUACGCAGGGGUUUAUAGUGCCAGUAGACUUGCGUAGCAUCUACCUACACUCUCUCCUCCUCCCCCGCCUGAGCCCGGUGUCAAGACCAAGUCAAGAAGACCGGAGACGAGGGAGGCCGCAGGUGGAUGGAUCGGACGGAUCCUCGCCUUGGCGCUCCACUCCACACCCCCUGGUCCACACACAAAUGACCAGGAUUUUGACAACAAAACAAUGGGGUGAUGGCAGUGGUCCAGUUGUGCGUUGAACUACUGCGAGAUAGACAUGCACAACAUCAAUUCCAGUCCUCUUCCAUCGUGUGCCAGCUGUUAGACCGAGUCAAGUUGACAAAAGAUGAUAUUUGACGCAGGGGCUAACCGGUUAUUCGCCGCGGCCUCUCGUGCCACGACACGAACCAGACCUAACUUGGACAAAUCCUGAUAAUAGCCUAUUGGUCCUAAGAGUUCCGCGAAACCAGUUGUAAGAACUUGUCUUAGGGCCCAGCGAUCUUGCCUAAUCUUGCGUGUCCGCUAUCGCGUGUUAUUUACACGCUUGAACAGGUCACUGGUAUUUGGGAGAGAAGCGGGAAUGAGGCUGGUCUUGAAGUGCCCUUCCUCAUGGCAAGUCAAGGCAUUCCUCAUUAUAAUAAAUCCUACACGCCUAAAACUAUCACCUCGCGCUAAAAAUCGUGAGUUAAAGGGUCGCCAGCGGACGCAAUAGCUCGAUCGUCCUUUGGAACGAUGACCAAGUGUAAUGGCUCCGUGUUAUGACCUUUGCGAAGUUUCUCUCAUACGUGGAAUUAGACCUUGUAUAUGGAGGACAUAGACGGAGGUUCCACGCCACACCAACCACUACACCCAUUCUUAUACCUAGUCAGCUUUGCUCGGACAGGGAGGGGGCACGUGGGGAGAGCGAGAGGGGGACAGGCGAGUUAGCUUGGUCGAGCUUGCAUAUAGCGUUUAUUGCUCUCACCACAAGCAGUAAAAUGCGCCCUUAAAUUGUCGGAAUUAUCUGGUUUUCAUUUGGUCUGAAAGCCAUUCUGCAAGACUCCUUUCCUGAUGUGACCUUAAUGGCAGUUUCACCUUCUUCAGACCCGAGGCAGCCCUCUUUCUUUGAGGCGCGGUUUAUGCGGAGUUUGGGGGCUAGGUCUUGUAUGGCACGCUUGGGCGGGCUAUUUAACUUCAUCAGUCACUGCUUUCACACCCAUUUCCAGUCGUCUUAACUUGCCCUUGUCAUUUGAGCAAACUGGGUGUGAAAGUGGUGAGUGAGCUCGGUAUAGUGUGGGUCUACCUCUCCAUAAACAAAUCCACGCGCAAGUCACCACUUAGUUUUCUUUAGGACUGUGGUGGAACUCUUCGCUUGCGAUGGUUAAGCUGUGCUGUAGGUCAAGAAAAAACAAGCACACGAGACUAGGGGUAUUGAAUACAGCGUUGCCAAUGACUGAAUCUUUUUCAGCUGUGUCAGCUGUCAACUCAUAUUCAGAGCAUGCCUUUGCCUUGUUGGACACUACGCUCACUAUAGCAGUAAUAAAAACCAACAGGAUGGCCACUACACUGUGGAUUAUUGUCAACGUUAACUAGUCCGUCCACACCUAUCCCACUAUGGGCAGUAGUUCUGUGCGUGGAUAGCCUUCGUUGGAUAUCUUCGUGUCCAAGUUCAUGCAGCUAAGACUCAAAUUAAUCGUACCACCACCAACUGCUAAGUCCAACCCUAGAAGUUGUGUGAUCUCAGCCUAUACACUCCGAACCUGCGGCAUCCAGGCUGGCCUACCGGCUGGGUGUCUGUGGCUCCAACUUCAUUGCAACUAAAAGAACCUCCGAUUUUUCAACAAACCCAGCUUCUCUUACGUACAUCCAUUUGCAGUCUACAUCAAUGACACGCCUCGACCUGUCUCACCCGCUCUAUUUUUACGUAGUUUCUAGGCAUAUUUCUUUCUGCCGAACAACAGCAACCAAGCUAGCAACAACUAUGCGUCACUAUGCCCUACUGUCGGUGUGAAUUUGGUCCAGGGGAGUUUUGUUGGCGCCUUUAGAUGCACCUGUCCCCAAAGCACUGGAGCCAUUGUCCAAGCCGUCACAAGCCAUCGUUGAUUGCGAUUGGCGAACCGGCAAUAUUUUAUCCGCCGUCCUUCCCCUACUCGACGCGUCUGUCUAAGGUCGCUUCCUUAGUGACACUGAUACAUUACUAACCGCCUGUGACACUGAAGGUGCGUAUAUUCUGACUGGUCGGACGUCAGACGGGGCAGUCACUUUCGGGCGAUGGUGAAUCUUUCCUUCUGGAUGAUUUGGUGGUGAGAUGAGAGUGAAGUAAGGCGACUUUUGGUGCGAAAAUUUGAUGUACACAUCCUCUGUUCUAUGAUAACGCACGCUUCCCUACUUAUCCCCUUCCUGGCAACGGUUUCGUAUGCAGCCUCGCAAAACGAGAAACAAGGAAGUCCGUGAUACGGAAAUGGUGGUGAUAGAGGGUCUUAUGGGUGGAGCUCAGGGAGGCGGUAGACAACAUACUCUGCGGAGAAAAAUAUCAAAAUUGCAUUUACGCCAUUGUUUACGCAUUGUUUAAAUGUGCGAGCGCGUAAUUUAAGAUCUGCAAAAAACGAAAUUGGCUAGUCGAAGGCAUCUGGCAAGUUCAAAUCAAUUCAAACGUCCAAAUGUCCGAAGGAUGGAAAAAUACGCCUAUUGAAAACAAAACAGGAGCAGAACGGGCAAAAAAGUAACAUACAAAAGGUGAUAUUGAGGAAAGAUACGAAGAAAAUAAUUCACAAACGCGGCAAAUACAAGUUAGCAGUCGGCAUGGGGUCCGUUAUGCGUGUCUUCCUGAGCUAGUCUUAACCCUUAAAGCUAAUCUGGAGACCCUAAUCCCGACCUUGACCCACAAAACCUAGCCUUGACCUUAAAGCCCCUACCCUGCUUCUAAAACACUUAUCCUCAACCUAGCUGUGAAGCCCUAACCCUGAUCUUAAAGUCCUAACCCCAAACUUAAAUCCAUGACCCUAACCCAAAAACCCUAAUUUCGAAACCCUAGACUUAAAACACUAAUCCCAACCUUAGAAACCAGGCACUAACCCUACCUUUAGACCUCUAGUCUUAAUCCUAACCUUGAAACCCGAGCACUUACCCUAACCUUAAGGUUCAAGGCUCUUAGCCUUGAAGUUCUGUGCCCCAAAUUAAUCCUAAACCCCACCUUAACCGCUAGUAUCACCUUUACCAUUGUGUUAACCUUACCGAGCCACACCUACCCAAACAUAAUAAGUAGCCGAGUUUAGAAAUAACGAUUAGGUGCGACUGCAUACCAUACCGUCACCUUUCUUUGUCAUAAAAUGCCCAGCAAUAGGCUGUCCAAUGUGUGGGGAAGAGGCGAACUGCUUGCAUUUUGUCAUCAAAAAGAUGUUGUAAGAGGACUGCUGAAGUAAUUUUAUUGAUGUCCUCUCAGCUCACUACAUUAAAUGUUUACUCUUCUUGCUAGGAACGCUGAGAGCCGGUGUCAAGACACCACCUCAUGACUUCCCAGUGAUCCCCUAAACUUUCCCAAAGGAAUCUGUUAAAUCAGCAUUAAAAGAAUGAGAACGAGGAGUCGCUGGCCGUUUUGUUUCUUUGUUCAUCUUGUUGGCGGGCUGUCCGUUCCUUCCUCUACUUGCUCUCUUGUAACUGCUCAUUCUCCAGCGUCAAAAUACCUUCCGUGUCUUAAGCUAAAAUUCUGUUCUAGCGGAACUGGAAAAAACACCUUGGAUGAACAUGGAAUGUCUGGAUGCCAAACGUGAGAAGCAAGCCUGCUUUGAAGAAUGGGAAGUCAAUCCCUGUCAAGAGACUGCAGACGCAUGGACGGCAGCUCGCGAUAGACUAAGGGAAGAAUUGCUGAAGUUGCGGCAAUUCUGGAUUAAGCAGAUGGACUCUGUGGACUAUUUUCAGGAUGUCGCGGACAUCACUCUGGCCAGUGGUAAGCUGUGGAGCCGGCUUUGUGGUGUUUAAAUUGCAUGUGCAGUCAUCUGAAGAAAUCUGCGUUAAAUCGAUCGUCCCGUUACUCCCGAUGCUGUCCCAUUCUUCUAUUUCACUUAUACCGCGCAUCCGAUGCCACCGAACAACAUGGAUUACGGUUUGGCGCACAGGACGAAUGAUUCUGUAACCAAGUGGGUAACAAUUGGCCGUUUCUGAUCAUCAGAUUUUAACAUCUUUUCAACAUUGUUGGGUCAAUAGCCAAUCGUCAAGACUGUAGAGCGUUGCAACUUUUUGUUAUUAUAAAAAUUAGUGCGAUAUUCAUCCAAACAUAUUGCCUACAUAUCGGUCGUUAGGCAGGGUUUAUGACGUGCGUAUAGUGUUUCAUUUUAAAAGUUGAACGGAAAGUUGAGACCGGCCGAUUAUGGUGUUUACAGGGCAGGUUGACCUUAAAUCUGUUCCUACCGCCCACACCCUAAGGUCAGAACUUAUCGACCAUCUUCCCGGUGAAGUUGAAGUCCUCUUAAGCUUAAUGUGGAAUUUUCGGAUUUGGUUCUCCUCCUCUCUUACUUUUGUUGCGAUGGUGUCGUAUGUUGCUAUAUGUUGCUUCUCUUUCCGGACUUAUUUUGAAAAAUACCUUGGUUACGGGUUGCGUGGCAGCCUACACAGGGUACAUAGCAUGUGUCCUGAAUUUAAAAGGCAACGAUGUGCGCCCGCUUCCUUCCGGAUAAUCAGAAACACUUAACUUCAAGCAACUGCCGCGUCAUGGUAACUAAGACAGUCACUGAUCGCGUGUUCAAAGACGAAGUAGUUUAGCCCGGAGUUCUUCAAAGGUGUUCUUCCAUUGCGGCAAUCGCAAGUUAGGCGUCUUUGACCUCGACGGCAUCUAAUCCCUCGUAAGAUUAUCGUCCGUUGCACCGUUAGGGAGUCAGCUUCAUGCAUAGACACCCAUGCCGCUGAUGCACCUGCCGUCCCUGCCUUAAGACCUUCAUAUCCAGUUCCCUUGUUAGUACACUGUCUCGGGUUGUACACGGAGUUCUUUUUGCACUUCAGACGUCCUCAUCGCUUCACCAGCAACAUCACAACUUUCGCAUUCCACCGACGGCCUUUGUCCCCAACAACCACAGGACGGUAUUCCAAAGAUUUUGCUCUUAGUAAAUCUUAUUUAGAUGACUUGAAGUUUUGUAAAUUUCGGUCGCCGUCCGCUUCACUUCUAUGGUUUUCUUUGAGUGUCGUUCCCAAUUAUACGUGAGUCUUACCAACCGUGACAUGCAUGUCAGUCAAGGAGAAGAAUUACCACAUAUUAAAAUUCUUCCGCCAUCGUCCUUACAGCAUCCUGUGA